Molecule: messenger RNA, 348 nt
Organism: Cylicostephanus goldi
Lineage: Eukaryota; Metazoa; Nematoda; Chromadorea; Rhabditida; Strongylidae
Source: the annotation of a GenBank genome assembly
GUUCGGCAAAAGAAAUGCGACUAUACGACGUCGUUACGCAACCUCGAACGCAUUUCCGAUUCAAUUCACGAACAAAGGAGCAUCGGAAGCGGAUCCGCUCGCGAACCGCCUGCGAAUCCCCCACCUUACCAGCCGACGGCGCCUCCACCGUAUGAGGACGACGACGGUCGUUAUGCGAUUACUCAAGAAACGGAUGAAGUGAUCGCCCCUGUGUUGUGCUUAAUGCGUGCGAAUGGUUGUGCUGAUUGGCCUCAACGUCCCGCGGGAAUUGGCUCCGGCGUAAUUCUUCUAGCACAGCAACUUAUUGGCGGUGGUGAAAAGAGGGAAUCACCGACAAGUUCUCAGUGA